CUUGUUACAUAAGCACUCAAGUGUCCGUCAUUGAAAAAUGAAAUGUAGUUCUUUUUUUAAAACUGGAAAUUAGCAUAAGAUGUAUUCUUACGCGUAACACGUUCCACAAGAAGUCCUAGAAGUGGGAUCCGUUUUGAAAUGAUUUGAAACAAUGUGAUAGUUUUCUGAUUUUUAUUUUCGAAGGGAAAAAGUUUCAUCUGUUUCUAAUAUUCAUCAUUUCAAUGGACCGUCCCAUUUACAUUUAUUCAAUCAAAAAACAUUUAUUAACAAUGUGUGCUCGACUAUUUUUGUUUCUGUGUUUAGUACAGGGAUUUAGCAGAGCAGUGCAAACAUACUCAGAACUUCUUUAUCCUGUUCCCAGACACAAGUUGCAGACUUUGGGGAAUCCCGUACCCGAUCUAACAGAAGCAAGUUUUAAAUGCUCUGAGGAUGUAAAGUGUGGUUACUGUGGUCCACAAGGAUUAAUUCAAACAACAAACUCACCUUCUACUCGAUAUUUGGAGGGAAGUGAAAUACAGUUAUCAGCCAUAAUAAAUGACAUAAGAUAUGGCACAGUUCAACUAUCUCUCUGUGUUCGUAAUGAUUCGUCAAAAGAUGAAAACGAGGCUUGUCUCCAGGAUGUACAACUUUACUUUCCGGAAGUGGAAUCAUUUACGUUACCAAUAUCAUCCUCUGGUGAAUUAACGACCAGUGUUAUCCUUCCGCCAGGGUUGUCAUGUCCACACUGUAUUCUGAGAUGGAGCCUAACGGAAAGAGACCCAACGUGCUCAGGAUGUGCACUUACCACAAUAAACUGUGCAGAUGUAGUGAUAGAUCACAAUACACACAAAAGAACCAAACGCCAAGCUGCAAGGAAAUCAAAAAAGAAAUCCAAGAAGAAAAAGAGUCUAAAACCACUUCUCCCUCCGCCAACCCCCCGGACACCCACUACAAGUCAAGUAACUUCUCUUGCGCCUACCCGAUACACCACAAGUGGAAAUACAUUUUUGGAAAUGAUUAAGAUGAUGCAAUUGAAAAAUAAACAACAGCAGACUAAUGUCAGAAACAAAAAUCUCAAUGUAAUGGGAAAUACUCGACCCCCACCGAAUCACUUUGCAUCGAAUCCACUGUAUGUAUCUCCUGUGCCUAAUAAAACAGUCAGAAAAGUUAUAGGUCCUACAGUUCCGAAAGUCAAAACUACGAGGAUGAAUCAAAGGAUUCCUGCCACUGCCAGCCCUGCAAUUGCCUAUCAAAAGGUGAGAAAUGCUCCAAGAGAAACCAACACUUUAUUCCAAAAACAAUGGCAACAGCAGCCCAGUUAUUCUUCCGGUAUUAAUGAACUAGAAAAGCCUGUAGAUAGUUUUAAAAGUGGAGUUAUUAAGAAAACUGCUCCUUCAAAUGCUUUUCUUGAUGCAAUUCGGCGUUUUAAGAAGAAGAAAAUGGGUUUAGAUGAAAUAAUUAAUGUCAAUAAACCACAACUAGGAGAGUUCCAUGGAAACGUGGAAGUUACCCGGGUAAAGAAAAUGGAAAAACCCCAAGACCAAAUGUCCUCUGUCAAUACUCUUUUUGAAAAAGAGAGUAAGUUCAAGGAACCACAGCUGUCUAAAUAUGACAUUUUCGACAAACUCCCUAAAUCGCAAACAACCUCUACAACUAGGACAACUAUACAGACCACGAAAGCGCCAACUACUGUUCGCAAAAUUCCUUCGAUAAUACAACCUAAAAAAGCUGGUGUUCGAAAUUUGGCGAAAAAUGCUUUUUUGGAAGCCAUAAUGAAGAUGAAAGGAGUGUCUCCAAAAACACAUAUUUCAAAAGUAACAUCUGAUAUUACCCCUUCUAAAACACAGAAAUCAAUGACUUCCAAGCGUGUCACUGUAAAAACAACAACAACAACAGCGACAACGACAACAACAACAACAGCGACAACGACAAAAGCCCCUACCACAGUCACGAAGGUCACUAAAGUACCCAGAAACAAUCCAUCACAGCAGAAAAAACAACAGGAUCAGAAAGAUUCUUUCAUGGAAGCCAUAAAACGACUUCAAAGACAAAGACAGAACAUUCUCAAUCAAAUAACAUCGCAAGGUAAAGCUUUGCCAAGCACACAAACUACAGUAAAGGAAACAACAGCAACAACAGGUCGCACUUUAGCUCCCUCGGCCACAACAACAAAAGAAAUAACCAAGGUAUCGCCAAAGAAAAGUAGUGGACUUUUACCAGCGUGGGGACCGUGGGAAAGAACGUCAAAGACUACCAAAUCUACUACCACAUCUACUUCUGGGUCACCAACGUAUGCUAAAACCACCAGAACAACAUCAAUUCCAAGUACAUUUUACACUUCCCCAUAUAGUAGUAGGCGUAGGACAACGGCAGAAGAAACAGAUUCUCUUAAUCAAUUCACAAGAAUUCAAACGACUGCUAUACCUCUAAUAGAAGACAAUCCGUUCAUACAUUACUUUGUUAUUCUUCCUCCAAUUAAAAACGAUAAAAAGAGCACAAUAAAGGAAAUACCUUCUACAGCCGACACGACCCCAAUUGAAGAAAUGACAACAGAAGAAGUGCUAACAAUGACUACACCUCAAACUAUAUCAACAGAAUCUGGAGGCCUCUUGGGACGUGCUUCUAUUGAUAAAACUAAGACUACUUCAGCAGAACCAUCAACCUAUUUGACAUCGAAGGCAAUAGAUAUACAAACAACCAUGGAAACAAAUUCAUCGAGCCCAACAGACAUUGAAAUGUUUUCUUCCUCACCAACAUCUUCAAACCUUAUGGUAAGUCCAACUCAGAUGAAAACUACCUUGACCUCUGGAUUGCUUCCUCAGAGUUCUUUAAAAGUAAAGAAAAUUCCAUCUGCAGCAGGAAUCGUACCUAUGAGAGAAAACAGAAAACAAUUUAAAACUACAAUCAAAAGUCCCGUCUCCGACAAUAAAACUCUGAAACAAACAAAAGUUCAAAAUACUCAAGUACCAGUAUCAAAGUCGACAACAUUGAACAAUGUAUCACAAAGCAUAAAAACAACGAUACCAAUUAAAACAGAUGAAUCUGCUUCUUCUCAAUUACCCCAAAAAACUACAAUGGAUGAAAAUUCAGCUUUAGCAUUCAAAGAAUUGUUUAAACCAGAUGAGUUUAAAAAGAUUCGGAAGGAGAAUUCUCUUCUUCCAAAGUUGAAAUCUGCCGAGACAACAGUAGGUAGAAGUGAUACCUCGGAACCAACUGGAAAGAGGGGCAUAUCAGUACAGGAUUUUGGAUCUUCUUUUAGCACCAAAAGUAAACCUGAUACUACCACACCAAGCAUCAACUUAGAAACCUUCAUUGCAGAAUCUAACAAAAUCAUUUCAUCAACGAUACAGCCUAAGACUGAGAUGGUACAAGUAGAAAUGCACAAAAAUGUGAUGGAUGGAAAGAAUUACGAUCUACUAGAAAAGCAAUUACAUGACAAACUGCUAGAGACUAAUCAAGAUUUAGCUUCAGACUCACGAAAACCUGUUUACUUAGACCUUAUCCACGAAGACAUGUAUAAACAUUCAAAUGUAAAAAUAAAAUCUUCUUCAGCACAGUCCACGACGAUAACUACAACACCUAAAGGAAAGCAGAGAAACAGAUUACUCCCCUCAAUGCUUCCAAAGAAAAUCGACCAGAAAAAGAAAAAGUCGGGUUUCCUACCUUUAAUGCCUCUAAUGUCAAGCAAUUAUCCAAUUCAAUCAAGAACAACAGAAUCAACUCUAUCAACUUCACCUACAGUGGCAAUCUCAACCACAACACAAUCUCCAACCACUACACAAUCUCCAACCACAACACCAUCUCCAACUACUGCACGACAACAGACACGGCCUGCAACUACGACUGUUGAUAAGUCUUCAUUUUUAUUCAAAAUGCAAGAAUUAAAACUUCAGUUGUUGCAAAAGGAAAUUGAAAAUCUUAAAAUGAAGUUGCUAGAAAUAAAUCAAAACCCUUGGUCAUCUAGAGUUCAAAUAAAGCAAACUGGUACAUCCUUCAGAUCCUCUACAACGACAACUGAAACUCCAACAAUAACAACUACCACGGAGGCUCCAACAACAACAACUACCAUGUCAACUACGACAUCAACUGAGCCUCCAACAACUUCACAGGAACCAACAACAACAACAAUGCCGACAACAACAACAAAACCAACAACAACAAUAACAACGACAACAACAGUACCAACGACAACAAUACCUACAACAACAGCAGUACCAACAACAACAACUACGGGAUUGCCAACAACAACGCUACCUACAACAACCACUGAAUCUAUUGCCAUACUGAUGAGAAAUUUUCUGAAAAUUUUCCGACCUAUUCUGUACAGACAACUUCAUAUGAGUGAAGAACAGAAACAGAACACCCCUGUUGUCAUACCGAUGACCAUGGUGAGGAGGACAACCAGGUCCCCGACGUCAAGUUCUGUAACAACAUCACCAAAGUCAAUACCAACAACUAGCACUACAAUUACUACUACACAACCUACAACAACGACAACCGAAGCUCCUACAACCACACCAACAACAACAUCUACUGAAACAACUACCAAGCCAGUUCCAACAACGUUUAGGACCAAGAUGACGACACCUAAACAAACAACACUCCCCAAAACUACUCUCUCAGAAAAGAUGCUACUUCAGCAGUUAUUGAUGGAGUUCCAUCCGGACGUUUAUAAUAAACUAUACAACACAAAAGCAACGGAUGCUACAGAGACUUCAACGACUUACGAGCCUACUACAGACCCCAUAACCGCCGCUACAGAACCUGUCGCCGAACUGACGGACCCUCCCACGACAAGUAUAAGGACAACUACCCAAACAACAACAACAGAAACCACAACAUCAGCAAGGCCUUCGACAUCAGUAAAAACUUCACUGAGAACAACACAAACAACAAGAAAACCGCUAGUAACACUCGCCGAUAAAAUGAUAACUCUACCAGGCUCAACCACACCCAUAAGCUAUUUUGAAUUUCUUGAAAAGGCAAAGAAUGCCAAUAUACCGAUUCCACCUCUGAUUAAACAAGAAUUGCAGAACCUGUUUGAAAAAAGCAAAGCAAAAUCAACAAGUCCUUCAACUACUCGUUUCACUACAAGAGUACCUAGAAAAGGUCAGGCUAACAUCAUGCCAGUAGAUCCAAUAUUGAUCAAAGAUUUUGACAAUCCUAUAUCUGUCAGACGUUGGAGCCCACCUAUGCAAGCGCGUACAACACCAACUAGAAUCACCACCACUACUCGUAAAGUAACUACUGUCACAUCAGCACCACCGACGAGUAAAAAACCAGCUGUAGCUGAAAUUCUUAGGAAAUAUCGAGAAAUGUAUGAGCAUGGGGUAGACAAAAAAAAGAUUGCCCAAGCAAUAUUUAAAAACGUGAAUAUUGACAUGCUGAUGGAUAAUAAGGCGCUAUUUAACCAGCUUUUAUCUACAGAAUCUCCAAAGGGACAGGCAAACUACAGUCCCUCUACGAAAAUAGGAUACCCAUAUGAUACGACGCACAAUUACGGACCAAGUCUUUUAAAAAAUAUCCCUCCUAAUCAGGGACAGAAUGUCUUGGAGAGCCCGGAUAUGAAUAUGCUAUUGCGGUAUUCCGAGCGACAGUCCAAUCGAGACAGAUCUCCAGGUUUAAGCGCUUUUGACAACCAGAUGAUGGGAAUACCAGUAGACAUUCCAACAACACGUCAACCCUUUCGAUUUGGUAACAAUGUAAGGAAAGGAUCACAGGAUCCCGUUGGAUGGGGUGAACCAGUAAACGAUAUACAAAUCAGUGAAUAUAUAUUUAAUAAUGGUGAUCCAGUUAACAACCUACAAAAGAACCAGCAAGGAUUUGCUCAGGGACCAUACGAGUUUGCCCAGGGAUCGUUUGAUUCAAUAGCCGAGGAAAAUCCACAUGCAGGCUUUGUAUCAAACAACAAUGAAGGAUUCGGUAGAAAUACAAGACCCCCCGUCUUGCAACUGGAAAAUACCGUUGCGUACGGAGAGGGGGGACUUAGCGGCAACAAGAAUGGCCCUCUAGUGGUCGGUCCAAGUGGUUCAUUAAUGGAUUUAGGAAUGGUCAAUAGGCUUCAAAAUGUGGACCAACAGGGAAGUGGCGCUGUAAUCAUGUCUAAAUCUCUGGGAGCUAACCUGGUUUUACAUGCCAAGGACAGUAUCGGAGGUGGUGGAUCUAUGAGUGCAGUGAGUGGUGGAGGUUCUUUAUCCCAGAGCCCACGUAAUAUCGGUCCACAAGAUUUCACCAUCAAAAAGCAGGCCGGAUCACUGUCAAACACUGGAAUCGCACGAGGCAGCCAAUUGUCAGCUCCACGAGAAUCACAGAUUGCGGAUCCACGAACAUUCAGAUUGAGGAGGAGCACGCGUGGAAUAAAACAACGCGAGUACAGACCCAGCAGGCGACAAUACAUGCUAGAAAAACAAUACAUUGUGGAUUCCAGUGAUAAACUGGUAUGCCUCAUUGGAGAAACACUGGAAUGCAUAGGCUCUGGAGAAUUUAAAGACAUUAAGGGCAUUAACUGGUUUUGUUUAAGCUUGUGUGAAAGAGACAGAUGCCCUAAAGAUAAGUGUCAGUGUGGUUGUAGGGAUCCCAAAACUGACACUUGGCGACCCCUAACGGUCAAAUAAGUAAUCAAUCAAUUUUCUUCCUACCGGGUCAUUUUAAUUCACAUUUUCUGUUUACACAUAACUUGCAGUCUUGUUCUGUGUUCCUUUGUCUGUGUUAUGGAAAUAAAUAAACCGUUUUGUUUUGAAUUUAAGUUUAUUACAUGUAUAUUAAAGAAUUUAAAACCAUA
Messenger RNA from Saccostrea cuccullata (small rock oyster), 6760 nucleotides. RefSeq names its product mucin-2-like. NCBI's taxonomy places the organism in Eukaryota, Metazoa, Mollusca, Bivalvia, Ostreida, Ostreidae. Bases 222 to 6593 code for a protein of 2123 amino acids. The record is from RefSeq and is a predicted model, not a curated record. The transcript has 4 exons.